Messenger RNA from Lindgomyces ingoldianus, 2475 nucleotides. RefSeq lists its product as uncharacterized. The transcript has 17 exons. Bases 1 to 2475 code for a protein of 824 amino acids. The record is from RefSeq and is a predicted model, not a curated record. NCBI's taxonomy places the organism in Eukaryota, Fungi, Ascomycota, Dothideomycetes, Pleosporales, Lindgomycetaceae.
AUGUCUGAACGUUACAUUGAUCAAGUUCCGACGUCGCCCACAUGCUCAAUCUCUUCAUUCGAGUUCAUACCAUCUCCGCACAAUAAGAUCGCUUCACUACAUGGACCACCAAAAUGGCACUAUGAUUAUAAACCACCAAAGGAAGCGAAGAAGGCUGAUGGGGAUGCAUUCCAAUCCUCUCACGCAGACACACAUUCUCAGGGUGUUGAAUUCCCAACCCUGACUCCACAAGAGUCUCAGGAUAUCUAUUCUCCGAAUGUGGAAUGCUUGAAUACCGUGGGCUGCAUUACAGAUUAUGGCCACAAUAUCAACCCGUUAAGGUACCCGCCUUUUAGUGAUGGAGGACGGUUCAAUAAUCCUUCUCAGAGUCUCGCUGCAACAGGACACUACGUCAGCCCCGCGGUUCCUUUUCCAUAUAUGAGCACAGGGGCUAGUUAUCCACAAUCUUUCCCACCACCACCAGGUUUCAAGACAUUCAAAACCUGUCUUCCUCAAUCUCUGAUCGCAUCGGCACCCGCUCUCACUCUAGAUAGGCCAUUCAACCCCUCCACAGCGACUGCGGAGCAGAUUGCAGCUAAAUUGAUGACUCCACCAUCGCAUUUUAUAUCUCCACAGAGGACUGUCCAAAUCAGCCUGCCAUGGGUAGUGGAAGUUGUGGGUUCGAAACACCUAGAAUUCAGCCAGAAAAUCCAUCGUAUCAUCUUGAAGAAGGAUUCUGAGCUGCGGACUCGUGGAGCUGAAUUUGGGUUGUUGCCAGAGUAUGUUCUCUGGUUGUGUGGGGAUGAAGGUCAUCGGACUAACGUUUUGCGACCGCCUUGUUGGAAUUGGUGUUGGGAGUUUAUUCUAAUACUUGGGCUUAAAGGUAGCUUGCAAUAUAAUGAAAUGCAUCCUAACUUUAAUGCAGCUAUGGAUGAAAUGUGGUCGAAUGACUUGAAGAUGAGGUGCUGUCGUAAGACACAGCAUAUUGCGGGAACGAAACCCCCUUGUGGCGGUAUGCGAGAGGUUAAAAGCAUCGACGAGGGUGAUUUAAUUUCAUAUUCCAACGCCACGCAGAAUACAAAUUUAGAAGUGCCGUACGUUGAGAUCACAAUCUUGAAGGAUUCAAACUCCUGUCUUGUCAAACGUCCCCCCCCUGAUCUGUUUGUAUCCAGUAAUCUAUGCCACGGCAUAGGCCACCAGCAUUCUUUACCUGAAACUGCUCGAAGAAGCCAGAAUAAAGCAUUUGAUGGUCGAGUAAACGGACCAGAUGCGAACGUGCAGGUUUCCACAACUCUUGAUCUAAAUCGAAUUUGUACAAAUGGCCUACGGAAGAGGAGCGAAAUUGGCAAACAGAUUUCCGAACACCUUUCUCGCCCACUGGCUAGACAGAAGAGACAUGUUUCCGCAUGUAGUUUCUUUGCCUUGGAAAGUCCCGACCUUAGUGCACUUCCAGCAGGACUAGCAAACGUCAUUUACGCCCCUAGCAGCUCCGCCCCACUUAGAGCUCGGACAGCGCUACGAGAAUUUGGUGCCCAUGAUCCCCUCCUAGAAAUACAACAGGCCAUUCUUCCUCAUAAGAAGACGUUGGUCCCAGUACGAAAGGAGCAACACUCUCAAGCUACAUCGUCAAGCUGUGAUUGUGCAUAUGGCAAGAUUGCUCACCACAACCCUCUGCCACCCUUAGAUGCUUCACUGGUGUUGGUUUCCAAGAGGCUCCACCUUUUCGUCGUCGGGGUACGGUAUGUUGGUAAUUUGCAGGCACCCCGACUAAUCCCUAACCCGCGCCAAACGUCUCUCAAUCCUACCGCCACCCGGUCCAUUUCUGCGGGGUCUGGAGUACCUCCACAACUAAAUGAAACCGUUCUGCAGCAUUUGCCAACGCUAUCUACACCCAUAGAUAUCCGCUGUACUUUUCAGAACUGGAUUGCCACUUGCAAGAUCCGAACGACGAACCUUGGCAAAAGGAUGACGCUGCCCCCCUUGACAUCUAGUGCGCUCAUUCACUGGUCAAUGGACGCGGUGUUCUUUGGAAAGGCUUCGAAAUCUGAACUCAUAGCCUGGCGCUUGUUUGGGUGGGGAUACAGGACUACUGGUACUUCUGCGGAAGGAUACGCCCAAGAAGCCGAACGGGAACAAGACGGCAAGGCUGAUGUGGAAGAUGGUAGUGAUAGCAAGGAGUGGGCCAAAGGAAACACAGAGGAGCGGCUACGGAUCCUGACAAUCAAAAGGGUUCUAUCCGUGAACUUGCGAUAUUUUCCAUCAAACAAUCUACGAACGGAAGACUUUCACUUCCUUAAUUUCAUUGCCAUUGAAGGAUCUUUCAAUCAGAAAGAUCAUUGUAGCAAUUUACACGAACUAUAUUGCAGUGAUUGCGUCGCUCCCGACCGACAUUCCGGGCCUGAAUAUCAAACUAUAUUCUUCGCGUAUUUAAGCCCAUCACAAGGCAGAGUGAUUCCCAUUCUCGGACGGCUGCCACAAGUGAACGCACGUGAGUAG